Myotis lucifugus (little brown bat) is the source of this 1167-nucleotide messenger RNA. RefSeq names its product retinoic acid receptor gamma (gene RARG). NCBI's taxonomy places the organism in Eukaryota, Metazoa, Chordata, Mammalia, Chiroptera, Vespertilionidae. Gene Ontology annotation, molecular function: zinc ion binding; nuclear glucocorticoid receptor binding; nuclear receptor activity. Gene Ontology annotation, biological process: regulation of transcription by RNA polymerase II; cellular response to corticotropin-releasing hormone stimulus; retinoic acid receptor signaling pathway. Gene Ontology annotation, cellular component: transcription regulator complex; nucleus. The coding region runs from base 26 to 1141 and encodes 371 amino acids. The transcript is spliced from 6 exons. The record is from RefSeq and is a predicted model, not a curated record.
UACCCCCCAUGCAGCCCGGCGCCCUAUGCUAGCCCUCCCCCUCCCCCCCUCCAGGAGCUGGGCGCCGCUGGGGGAGGAGGGGGAAUCGGCUGCGAGUCCUUGGUGUUCCUAUCACCCAGCUUCCCCCCAAGCCGGGUCGCGAUGUACGACUGCCUGGAAACAUUUGCCCCGGGUCCGCGACGGCUGUACGGGGCUGUCGGGCCCGGGGCCGGCUUGCUGCGCAGAGCCACGGGCAGCUCCUGUUUCGCCGGACUCGAGUCCUUUGCCUGGCCGCAACCCGCCAGUCUGCAAUGGCUUCUUCCGACGCAGCAUCCAGAAGAACAUGGUGUACACAUGUCACCGAGACAAAAACUGUAUCAUCAACAAGGUGACCCGGAAUCGCUGCCAGUACUGUCGGCUACAGAAGUGCUUUGAAGUGGGCAUGUCCAAGGAAGCUGUGCGGAAUGACCGGAACAAGAAAAAGAAAGAGGUGAAGGAAGAAGGCUCGCUUGACAGCUAUGAGCUGAGCCCCCAAUUAGAAGAGCUCAUCACCAAGGUCAGCAAAGCCCAUCAGGAGACCUUCCCUUCUCUCUGCCAGCUGGGAAAAUACACCACGAACUCCAGUGCAGACCACCGGGUGCAGCUGGAUCUGGGACUGUGGGACAAGUUCAGUGAGCUGGCCACCAAGUGCAUCAUCAAGAUUGUGGAGUUUGCCAAGCGGCUGCCUGGCUUCACAGGGCUCAGCAUUGCUGACCAGAUUACUCUGCUCAAGGCUGCCUGCCUGGACAUCCUGAUGCUUCGGAUCUGCACAAGGUACACCCCAGAGCAGGACACCAUGACCUUCUCUGACGGGCUGACCCUGAACCGGACUCAGAUGCACAACGCUGGCUUUGGACCCCUCACUGACCUCGUCUUUGCCUUUGCUGGGCAGCUCCUGCCACUGGAGAUGGAUGACACAGAGACGGGUCUGCUCAGUGCCAUCUGCCUCAUCUGCGGAGACCGCAUGGACCUGGAGGAACCUGAAAAAGUGGACAAGCUACAGGAGCCACUGCUGGAAGCCCUGAGGCUAUAUGCCCGGCGGCGGCGGCCCAGCCAGCCCUACAUGUUCCCAAGGAUGCUCAUGAAAAUCACUGACCUCCGGGGCAUCAGCACCAAGGGUUAGUCAUAAGUGAGCCUUCCCUCUCUUCC